CAUUGUUUGCUCAUGCGCGUUUUCCCGAAGGCACUAUACGUCGCAGGCUAUCAGCCCCUAUUAUAUCUCAUGUCGGACAUUAACAGCGGGAUUGCGCAUCGAUCGUACGUCCCGCUCGAACGUUUCAGCUUAAUCAGAUAUUACAUGCAUGUUCUUUAUAUUCUUUACGGGCUCAUAAUUCUCGCCAUUAAAAGUGCAAUCAUCAUCCAAUGCACCCGCAUUCUCACCCCCCUCGGCGCCCGCACUUCCGCAUACUGGAUUUUCCAAAUUCUGCUGUGCGCUCAUAUUAUAGUUUAUAGUACGAACACGUUCGCCGAGAUCUUUAUAUGCAGUCCACGGGCGAAGGCAUGGGAUUACACCGUGACAAACGGGCACUGCAUGGAUAUCGAUGCCGUUCAUAUCGCGUCCGCGGCUGUCAAUACGGCUUCUGAUCUUCUAUUGGUAAUUGUUUCUCAAAGUAUCAUUUGGAGGAUGCAUAUACCCGUUCGGAGACGAUGGGCAGUUUCAUCAGUCUUCCUGGUCGGGCUUCUGGCUUGUGUCGCGGCAAUAAUCCGCAUGUACUACACAAUACUAUUCGCUCGCAAUAAGAACAAUAUGCGAAUUGCCAUUAAGUUGUCGACAUGGGUCAAUGUGGAGAUAUGUUGUGGGUUUCUGGUGGCUUGUAUGCCGGGCCUCCCACGCUUCUUCAAACAUCCGCCGAUAGCUUCUAUAUGGAUACCGAUUGUGAGAUUUUUGCGACGAAGUGAACAUUCAGGACCUACGGAGCUCGCCAAUGCAGGAUCCAAGAGUAGCGACGGCCAAGCUCCGCGUAGUGAUGUUUUAGUGACCGACAUUGAGUUCGAGGAGUUGGUGCGGCGAACAGAUUCCGAUGUAACGUUGAAUGCCAAUUGA
Messenger RNA from Periconia digitata, 891 nucleotides. Lineage: Eukaryota; Fungi; Ascomycota; Dothideomycetes; Pleosporales; Periconiaceae. The record is from the annotation of a GenBank genome assembly.